AAUUUAGGCAUUUUUAGAAAUAAUUUUUGUUAAAUAAGAUUAAAAGAAGGGAUUGUUUUUAAAAAGAUGGCAAAACAUAUCAGAAAGCAAAUUUCGGCUCAAGAACAACUUGAAAUGGAUAUAAUGGCGGAAGCGGAAUUAGCAAGACUUCAACGACAGUAUCGAAUUAUGGAUGGUGAUAGGAAAGCUUUUGAGGAAGAAGCAACGACGAAAUUAAAAAAGCAACGUAAAGUAAUCGAAUUAUUAUCGAGCGAUUAUAAAGAUUUAGAAGAAAAUUUGCGAGUUGCCACAGCGAAUUUUCAUAAAAGAAAAGAUGCAACUUAUUCCAUAGAAAUCCAAAGAUUGCUGGAAAAACAUAACAAAUGCGAAGAGAUGAUUAAAAAGGAAACUCGGCAACUUAAAGAAAUCGAACAUCAAAUUAAUAAAGUGAAACAGGAUGUCCUUGAGGGUCGAAAAACCCAAGAAACAGAAAAACAAGUCCAAGAAAAAUGGAUAAUUGGGCAAAAAAACGUCGCAACUCUACAAAAUAAAUUAGAUACAUCCGUGAAAAGAUUCUGCAAGAUUUUAGCCGAGAAUAAAUCGUUACGAGACGAAAUCGACCACCUUUUAAUAGAACGUUCCUUAUUUAAUAAAAGCUGGCAAUCAUUAUUAACCGAACUAAACAACGGCAAAAAAAUAAUGAUGGACUUAAUAGAACAAGGAACCACAGCUUAUGAUCAACGAGAAGAAUCCGGGCAAAAACUCCAAGCAUUAAAAAUUCGCGCCCAAAACGAUUUGCUCCUCCACAUGUCCGAUAUGCGAGAAUUAUUUCGCCAAUUAGAUCACGACGCAAACCUCCAAGAUUUUUUAAGUGUAAAGGGACAAAGACGAAUCUUAAAAGAUUUAGAGAUGAAAGAAUUUUUAAAGAAACAACAAAUCAGGGAAAAUCAAGAAAGACAACUCUUCCAUUACAAACAAACCCUAAUGAAAGUUCAAGAAUUAGCCGGCGAAAACGACGUGAACAAACUCGCCGCUGAAUAUGUUAAACAAGAGGAAGAAAAUUUCGCUUUAUUUAAUUACGUAAACGAGUUAAAUCACGAACUCGAAUCUUUAUCUGAUAAUAUCCGAAAACUUUCCGUUAGUAUCGAGGAACAAAUCGAAUUUAACGAGGUGAGGGCCCAAGAACAACAGGAUACUAUCGAUGCUUUGAGUAAGGAGUAUUUAAGAAUUAAGAAAGAACUGGAGGAGGAAAGGGAGAAAUUGGAAAGUAAAGAGAAUGAAUUGAAAGAAGUUUUUGGGGAGAUUGAAAACAUUUUGGAUGUUAUUAAAUGUGAUAGUACACCCAUUUUGGAUUUGUUGGGUCAACGCGAAGGAAUAAAUAACCACAACAUUCACCUUUAUUUGGGUUUAGUCGAAAAUAAAAUUGGUGAACUUUUAAAACAAACCAACAAAUAAAAGUACAUCUUUUCAACUCGUAAUUGAUUGAAUAAAAACCAACUCUAACUCUCUUUUCUUUUGAAUAUUUCUUUCGUGUAAUAUUUACGAUCCCACUGUUGAGUCAGACGCUCUAGGUUCCUGUUUUACAUACAAGAAGGAACAUAAUUCUCCCCAUUAUGUUCCCGAGGACGACGUCGCUCGGUGGGUGUGAAUAGGAAUUCAGAUUUAGCAUCGGGCAGCGUUCAAAAAUCGUAAUUUAAUUGUAAACAAGCGGUUCUGUCGGCUUGGGCCCGACGUUGCUCUCUCAUUAUUAACGACCUGAUAAAAAGUUACGCCCCAUGGGCAUUCUUUGACCCCCGGUGGGACUUCCACAACCGAAUCACCUUUAACAGUGAUGAUUUAAUCCAACAAAUUUUUAAAAUAAAUACAAAAUGCGUUAUAUAUUUUUAUUUUUUCUCUGAAAUGUUUUAGAUUAUGGUCGGCAAAAAAAGAAAGUGGGUGUCAGGUAGCGAGAACUCAUUUGGGUCUAUUUCGAGGCCGCAAAGAACAAAUUUAAGGGCGCUUAUAGAUAUAGGCGCCGCAGAUAAAACCCGAUAGACAAAAGUCACAAAAGGGACAGAUCCGGACGCGUAUUUCAAAAUCAACGGGCCAUUUAUUUCAAGAUCGUAACCCCACUUUGUCACCGAACCGGACUUUGAUUUAAUACGAUUCGGAAGAAUUAGAUAAAUCUUUUUUAAUGGGAAAUGAAAGUCUUACAAGGGAAUUCUUUUUUACAGUUUGGAGAUGUUUGAAUUUCUGGAAAGUUACUUGAAAGUGCAUAUUUUUGUUGUUUUGCCUUGUUUGCUUAUCUAGUUUAGAGCUUUCACGGAGAAAGGAAUUUAUAUGGUAAUGUUAUUACGUGGGAUCUUUUUAUUAAAAGUUGUUUCAAAGGAAAUUAAGUUGGAGGGAAAGAAAUCACAAACCAAUAAAUCAUAUAUAAUGACUUCCAUUCGACACAAUCUCAAGAAAUAAAGAACCUAAAACGUUAGAAAAUAAUCUCUUUAGUGCUAAAGAAGUCAAUUACGAAGAUCGAUUGCUCCUAUAGCAUAUUUCUCUUCAACGUUUCUUAUUUUAUUUGGUGACAGAGCGAAUAUCUAAGAAGUCUAUUCUAUGCGGGUGGUUCAGCCUUUUUACCCUGUCGAAACUGAAGGGGACGGACCGAAGAAGAUUGAAAGAGGUGACCCAGUGGCCCAUUGUAAAAGGCUUCAGGCGCCUUAUUUCCAUAUUCUGAUUACCAUAAACCCUACCCGUUUAAACUUGGAAAUAAGUUAGAAUCGAUUUUUUUAAAUUCUCGGUAAAGGAGAAUCAUUUUUUUCUUCUUGUAUCUCAAGAUCCAUCGAAAUAUUUUAUAUAAAUAACACCCAGGCGGUCGUUGUUUUCUUUGACCUUAUCACAGAGGACUCGUUGACGUUAUUAAAAAUUUGAUUUAUCCACCGAGUACCACUGGGAAUGGACCACGAAGAUGGUCGAUAAGUGGUACGUCGCGUCGUCAGCUUGGAGAUUACCAUUGAUUUAUGGUUUUACCAUCUUCAACACCACGUGCCUUAUUCGUGCCCCCGAAGGUCACCUGGUCGGCUUCUUCGCGGUCGGCACCGCUAAAGAAUUAAAAUAUAAUAGAGAACUUUCUAAUCCGUUCGAAUGGGGCUAUUAAGUCUUCAAAGGGGAGCCUUUUAUCUUAAUUCGGAUACCAUAAAUAAAUCCUAUGAUGGAGAUUUUUAAAUUCCGAUGCACAAAAGAAGUCGGAGGUAAUAAACACUCAGUUUCACGUUUCUACGAAAUCGUUUCCACGGGAGACGAGACCAAGAAAGAAAAGAAAGAAUAUCGUAAAACAGCGAGGGGUUGGUUUUAAAGGUAUAAAUUACCCCCUUUUUUGGAAAUCCACCCCGUUCAUAAAUGAUUAAAUUUAUUACUGCAAUUCUUCGGCUUCCAGUUACCUACUAGACCCAAGUGAAGGUUCCUUUACCCCUUUUAUUUUCUCAUUACCUUCAACCAUGACCUACGACCCCCGACAUAAAUCCGCGACAUUUUAGAUGGCGCCCACAGAGGGCCUCAUUGUUAAUUGCACCAAGUGCAAUGUUAUUGAAGAGGGCCGCAGGGGAGAGAAUAAAUCCUUGCGUUCGUAGGUUAUAAUAUGAUGAAUAUGCAAAUUCCAACGAAAUUAACUCCCCCGGUCUUGAAGAAGGAGAAGAACGCGGAGGCGGAGGAGGAAGUCGAAGAGGAAAUCGAUACCGCACGCGGUCGUUGUUGCUGCAGGAGUUGCAAGAGAAAAUGCAUCCGCGUCGUUUAGCACUAAUAGAUGGCGACAGAUAUUGCUGUAUACUAUGAUUAACGGCUGUUGUUUAGCAUUUUCAACAUUAAAAAGUUUACUUACUGA
Molecule: messenger RNA, 3829 nt
Organism: Onthophagus taurus
Lineage: Eukaryota; Metazoa; Arthropoda; Insecta; Coleoptera; Scarabaeidae
Product: Coiled-coil domain containing protein 114
Source: RefSeq, a predicted model, not a curated record